UAGACUAGAGACCUGUCCAGCUUGGACCCCACCUGACAUUUUACUGAAUGAAAAAUUACAACCUGACACCACCUGCUGGGAAUAGAAUUACAACGCGGUUUUUAUAACAGGAAAUGAUUUAACUUGUGACUGAGGUAGAAGAAGGUGAAAGUACAUUCCUACUUUUCUCUAUCAGAACUCAGUCGCCAUUACAGGGUGUGACAAAUCUGCUGAAGAACACUUGUUAUUACUUUGGACAUUUUAAAGAGGAUAAGCGAAGAGACCUUAUAUUGGUGAGUCCUGCUAUUGAAAAAUUAUCUGCAACAAAUGGCUGAGAGAGCCCUUCUUAAAAAUUUCCUGAGCUGCCAUGUGUGUUCAGAGACUUUCAAAGACCCUGUGUCUCUGAGCUGCAACCACAACUUUUGUUCAAGCUGCCUGCAGAAAUUCUGGGAACAAGAUGAAAAGAAGAACUGUCCAAUUUGUAAAAAAAAAUCCUCAAAUGAAAAUCUCUUGGUGAAUUUAUCUCUGAAGGAACUGGCUGACUCCUUUGCAGGGAGACGGAAACUUGGAUCAUUGGGGACAGAAAAGGGACAAAAGAAAAAAUUCAUGGUGGUUUGCAGUAUACACACAGCAGUGCCUACAUUGUUCUGUGAGGAUGAGCAGAAAGCUGUGUGUCCUGUCUGUGAGAUUUCUCAUGAGAGUCACAAAGUGGUUCCUAUACAACAAGCAGUCAGUGACUUGAAGGAGCAGCUGGAAUCUGACUUAAAGUCUCUGGAGGACAAGAGGGACAAAUGCAAAAAAGUGGAGAUCACUUACAAUAAGAUGAUUCAACACUCAAGGAAACAGCUGCUGUUCUCCGAGAAGCAGAUCAAAGCUGAGUUCAACAAACUCCACCAGUUCCUGAGAGAGGAAGAGGAGUCCAGACUGGCAGCUCUGAAGAAGGAAGGGAAACAGAAAGAGGAGAUUAUCAACAGAGAGAUGAAGAGAACUAGGGAGCAGAUCUCCUCUCUGUCAGACAGUAUCUCAGCUGUUGAAGAAGAGCUGGAGAAAGACAACGUGCCGUUCCUCAGCAGUUAUAAACCCACUCAGACCACAGCCAGAGCUCAGUGCUCACACUCAGAUCCACAGCUGGUCUCAGGAGUCCUGAUAGAUGUGGCCAAACACCUGGGCAACCUGGCCUUCAGAGUCUGUGAGAAGAUGGAGGAGAAGGUCCACUUCAGUCCUGUCAUUCUGGACCCAAACACUGCAAACCCCUGGCUCUACCUGUCUGAUGAUCUGAUCAGUGUCAGAUGUGGACACACAAAGCAGGAUCUCCCUGACAAUCCAGAGAGAUUCAGUGAAUAUAAUGAAGUUCUUGGAUCUGAGGGCUUCAGCUCAGGGAAACACAGCUGGGAGGUGGAGGUGGGAGAUCAUCCUGAAUGGAUCAUAGGUUUAGUCAAAGAGACAGUUGGCAAGAAUGAACCUGUGUCCUCACCAGAAAAUGGAUUCUGGUGUUUAGAGCAUGGUGAUGGAAAAUACACUAAUGGUGAUGGUAAGACUGUGACAGUGAAGAAGAGUCUCCAGAGGAUCAGGGUCCAGCUGGACUAUGAGAGUGGACAGGUGUCCUUCUACAACUCUGAAGACCAGACUGAGAUCUACACCCACAGAGACACCUUCACUGAGAAACUCUUCCCAUAUUUUAGUAUCGGAGAUGCUGUUGAUGCCAAAACCACUGACAUCAAAAUCUGUCAAAGGAAGAUUAAUGUCAAUUAAUUCAGGUUUAUUACACACUUAACUGUGUUUUUCAUGUACAGCAUUGAUAACAUGUAAAAGUUAUUCAGUAUCUGAAGCUGAUGAGUUCAUUUUCACUUUUGAAAGGUUUUAAAAACUACAUCCUGACGUGAUUUUAAUUCGUUUUGUUGUUACUUGAUGAGAUCAGAAGAAACAACUGUGUUUUUAAGAUGUAUAAAGACUUUUGGUUUUUAACCUGGUCAGCAGCAUCUAACUCACUGAAUGGAUCAAAUAGGUUGUUUCUGAUUGUGUCACUUUUUUUUCCUUUUCUUGUCAUCUUAUUUUAGUUUGUACGAUAUUUUGUUAAUCUGAUAACUUACUUUAGUCUUAAACGUGUGUUAAUGGGAUUGUAGUGGUUUGAUCAAUCAAAAAUGAUUUGGUCUCUGAUUAAUUUUUUAUUUUUAUUUUUUUUCAUGCAACAAAGCGGUUUUAUUUUCUUGGGUCAUGGAAGUUGCCUAUUAAUUAUGUAAAGUGGUUUGCUUUUGUUGGAUUUGUGGAGACUCAAGACCGCAUCCUGAAUAUCCAAACAGUUUUUCCUGUUAAAUCGUCUUUCAGAUCUACCAAAUUUUCAGUUGUUUUAACUUAAUCAAAAUUUAAAAAAAAACUUUUGCCACUUAAUGUUUACACAUGCAAGGAAUUUGUUGAAAUACACAAAAACUAUUUAAAUAGAGGAUAAACUCUACUGUGCUUACAGAGGUGUGCAUUAAUAGGUAAAGUGUAAAGAUUAAAAUGUGCAUUUACAAACGAUUAGAUUGUAACUGAAUUGUUGUUGCAUGUUCUUCAAUAAAUUCUCCAGUCAUUUUGAAAA
This is a messenger RNA of Mugil cephalus (flathead mullet), 2557 nucleotides long. RefSeq names its product nuclear factor 7, brain-like. The transcript has a single exon. Bases 307 to 1731 code for a protein of 474 amino acids. Gene Ontology annotation, molecular function: protein binding; zinc ion binding. NCBI's taxonomy places the organism in Eukaryota, Metazoa, Chordata, Actinopteri, Mugiliformes, Mugilidae. The record is from RefSeq and is a predicted model, not a curated record.